GACAAAACUAACGAAAAUAAUGAUAAUGUUGAUUUGGAGGAUCUAGUUAAUAGCUAUAUGAAAAUUCUAGAUACCUGGGCACCUGAAUCAAAAGAAACUAAAAAGCCCAAAUCUAAUGAUAGCUUUUACAAUGAUACUGAAAUUGUAGUAGACAAAUAUAAGGCAUCUAGUGAACCUGUGGCUGCAGAUUGUGCUGAUAACGAAGCUGACAUUGGAGCCUAUUACCAGAAUAAGGCUAUGGUUGAUAUAAAUUGUAGAGUUCCUGGUAAUUGCCACCGAAAUAAAAUGAAUAGAUAUAGAGCAUUUGUUCACCAAAAAUCUUAUAAAGAUGAAAUUACGGUAGUUGAAUUUGUUAUGAAAUAUGGUCAUGGUAGUAAAAACAUUGAUAGUCUCAGUAGAAUUGAAAAAAAGAGAAAAGAAUCAUAG
Molecule: messenger RNA, 426 nt
Organism: Racocetra persica
Lineage: Eukaryota; Fungi; Glomeromycota; Glomeromycetes; Diversisporales; Gigasporaceae
Source: the annotation of a GenBank genome assembly